Molecule: messenger RNA, 1272 nt
Organism: Pyrenophora tritici-repentis Pt-1C-BFP
Lineage: Eukaryota; Fungi; Ascomycota; Dothideomycetes; Pleosporales; Pleosporaceae
Source: RefSeq, a predicted model, not a curated record
AUGUCCACCCCGCUAGACAUCAGCAACGCCCAGAUCACCGCCGGCGCCACCCAAGUCUUGAAGGACCCAUACCACUUUGAUGAGGAUGGUCUUCCGACAGUCUUGAUCUUCAGGAACAACGAUCAGGCCGCGCGGAAUUGGCGUCGCCGCUCACGGUACCCGCCAUGGAAGGUACCUGAAGAAGACGACACAAUCCAACCCGUUAUGGCAGAACAAGAAACUUACAUCGCACGGAUGAUGCAAGCGAUGUAUAACCAAGACAAUGUCCUCGACAACCUGAGCUUUAGGGGAAGGAAAUUGUUUACUCGCGGAGCCAAUGGCGCCUAUCCACCCCCAGACGUUGAGGCAGCCUGUCGUUGUCUGUUCGACAAAACCCUGGACGAGUGUAACAACGGAUAUCGUGGCGCUGAGGCACACCCGGUCUACGUAGUCAAGGAUAAGAAGCUCAACUGUGAGCAGCGAAUGAACAAAGUCAUCCAGGCGUUGAAUGACUGGAAGUGUAUCUGCAAGGAAGUAUACCUUGACGACAACAAGAUUGAAGCUUUAGCGGAUGGCCCAAUAGGGGUCUAUGACUCAAAGCGUAACAACAAAAGCAGCAAUCUUCAGAAGAAGAGCACCACAGCGAAAGUCCAUGAAGCUUUAAAGGCUGUCGAGGAAUUGAAGACGAAGAGUGACAACAUCCCCGACGGAGAUGUAACCCCUGCGGCUACACCUGUUCAAGCGAGCACGAGUAAUCAAGACGACGCUCAUGACAUUCCUGCACAGGGUAUCUUUGCUGCCACUCCGGUUGAACCACAACGUCGUCGAACCCAACGCCGUGCUCCCACCAAAACUACAACCCGAACCUGUCGCACUUCAGUCCCGGCAGCACGUGAUCUUGCUCCAGCAACAACAAGGCAAAAUCCAGCACCAGCCACAAUGCAUCAUGCUCCUGCUCAGAUUGCGGCACAGUAUAAUCCUAGCCCGAUUGAAGCUCAGCCUGUUCAAGCGCCAGGUUUAUUCCAGCGUCCUCCUGCUCUCGCCUCAGGGACCAUAGUGUAUGCUCACUUGGAUGCACCGAAUGCAACACAACAAGCCGAGCACAAUUUCGUUCGGACGGAUGCAUCAUACGCAGGCACGGAAUUCCAAGCCCAGCCAUCACUACUUGAUCGAGAGCCCGUUGAACACAUACAAACUGAUAUGUAUCGAGCAUAUGCACCAGGCCCUGCUUUCCGUGACAAUACAGUGACGGAGUAUUCACCAGACUCCGCAACAAUCAAUCGAUUGACAUGA